Molecule: messenger RNA, 1147 nt
Organism: Betta splendens (Siamese fighting fish)
Lineage: Eukaryota; Metazoa; Chordata; Actinopteri; Anabantiformes; Osphronemidae
Gene: asb13b
Product: ankyrin repeat and SOCS box containing 13b
Exons: 6
Coding region: 152-1087 (311 amino acids)
Biological process (GO): intracellular signal transduction; positive regulation of protein catabolic process; protein ubiquitination
Molecular function (GO): protein binding
Source: RefSeq, a predicted model, not a curated record
AUCUUCCCUGACUGAGCGGUUGAUACCAGACUGGCCAACGUAUUUUACGGCGAUGGCGUCGGCUCACUCUUUUAUUAUUUUAUUCAGAGUAAAUGUAGUAAAUGGCAUUUUUGUCUGAAUCUGCGCAGUUCGCCAGGAGGAAAUCGGUAAAAUGAAAUGGAGGUCACUCGGACCAGACCGUCCUUGUAUGGUGAGAUCGACCCAGAGAGCAGCUGCGAGGAACGCAGAGACAGACUCAGUCUUUGUUUGUGCCUCUGCAGCUCAUGGCCUUGGAUUCUGGACGGACCGGUCAGCGGUGCACGAGGCCGCGGCCCAAGGCAGAGCUCUCCAGCUGCAGCAGCUGAUCGAGGGCGGCGCGGCGGUCAACACGGUGGCUGUGGACUCCAUCACCCCGCUGCACGAGGCGUGCAUACAGGGACAGAGCCUCUGUGUCCGGUUGCUGCUGGACGCCGGUGCACAGGUGGACGCUCGUAACAUUGAUGGAAGCACUCCGCUGUGUGACGCCUGUGCAGCCGGGAGCCUAGAAUGUGUCAAGCUGUUGUUGGAGUAUGGAGCAACGGUUAAUCCUCCUCUGUUCACCUUCUCACCUCUGCAUGAGGCGUGCAUGGGAGGAAAUUCAAAGUGUGUUCAGCUCAUGAUUGAUCAAGGGGCUUUGAUGGAGGCCCACGACUGCCACUACGGGACACCGCUUCAUGUUGCCUGUGCCAGGCAACACUAUGACUGUGCUAAGGUUCUCCUCAAAGCCGGAGCCAACGUGAAUGCUGCCAAGCUACACGAGACUGCUCUUCAUCACGCAGCCAAAACAAAGAACGUUGACUUGAUUGAGCUACUUGUGGAGUUUGGGGGAAAUGUGUACGCCAGGGAUAACCUGCACAAAAAGCCCAUCCACUACACCAGCCACGGAUCUCCCUCUUAUCUCUGCCUUGAAUUCUAUGAAAAAACUCCCCUCAGUCUGCAGCAGAUCAGCAGAUUGGCCGUGAGAGGGGCUCUUGGCAAAGGCGCGUGCAAAGUUGUUUCCAAGCUGGGUUUGCCCAAUCGUAUUAUAGGUUUUCUUUCUUACACGCCACCUCCAGUGUUUGAAAUUUAGUCAUGUAAGGGGAUCUAAGCAUCUCGGACCUAAACAGUUAAAUCUACAGUAUAUCUGGUA